AUCUCAUUUUUACGUUAGUUUUAAUCUCAUCGCUCGACCUAAGGAACCUUGAGAUUCACUUGGAACAAUCGGAGUUUACAGUAAAUGAUUAGCUGCCCAGCCCUUUGAGACGAUUGGGACAAAAAAUCACCCCAGCCAGCCUGUGCUGCAGUUUUAGGCAACCCAGUAUUUUUGGUGUACCUUAAAACAUGCUUGGCAAGAAAAUUACUUGACUUGAUCCAGCAUUUCAAAAAAUCUACAUCAGCUAAUGAGAGCUAUCACUCCUCAUUGCCGCCAUUUCUCAACAGCCAAUCAACUAAAAAACUUAGCUUCAUCAUCACCCCCAAAACCUGAAUUUUAUCCACCUAUCCUCAAUGAAGAUUUUUGUGGUAAAAUAUUGGACCGAUACCCAGAUAUCAAAACACUAAAAAAACUCCAUUCCAAGAUAUUCAAUGACCAACAUCUUCGCUUCAACCUAUCUCUUGCCAUCAAAUUAAUGAGAGCCUAUGCUGUUUGCAGGGAGCCAACACUCACACGCCACAUAUUCGAUGAAAUUACUGAAAAGAACAUCGUUUUUUUUAACGUCAUGAUAAGAAGCUAUGUAAACAACCGUUGCUAUCACGAUGCUCUUCUUAUAUACAAAGAAAUUUCUAGUCAUGGUUUUAGCCCUGAUCAUUAUACUUACCCAUGUGUCUUAAAGGCAUGUUCCGGAUCAGAUAAUUUGCGGGUUGGUUUGCAAAUUCAUAGUGCUGUGGUCAAAGUUGGUCUUGACUUGAAUCUUUUUAUAGGGAAUGGGCUGAUUUCUAUGUAUUCAAAGUGUAGAUGUUUGGUCCAAGCGAGGCGAGUUCUUCAUGAAAUGCCAAUUAGAGAUGUGGUUUCUUGGAAUUCAAUGGUUUCUGGGUACGCUCAAAAUGGAUGUUUUGAUAAAGCUUUGGAUGUUUGUAGGGAAAUGGAGUUAUUGAGGAUAAAACCGGAUGCUGGGACUAUGUCCAGCCUCUUGCCAGCUGUGACUAACACUUGUUCUGAUAAUAUUUUGUAUGUUACAGAAAUGUUUUGGAAGUUGGCUAGAAAGAGUUUGGUUUCUUGGAAUGUGAUGAUUGCGGUAUUUGUGAAUAAUUCGUUGUCAAGUGAAGCCGUUGAUUUGUAUUCACAGAUGGAAGCAUAUGGGAUACAACCAGAUACUUUUACUAUUGCUAGUAUCCUUCCAGCAUGUGGAGAUCUUUCAGCCAUUUUUCUAGGAAGACAAAUUCAUGAAUAUAUAGAGAGGAAGAAACUCCUUCCGAAUUUGUCAUUGGAGAAUGCAUUAAUUGACAUGUAUGCAAAGUGUGGAUGCUUACAAGAAGCAAAGGCAGUGUUUGAUCAGAUGAAGUUUCGGGAUAUUGUGUCCUGGACUUCUAUGAUCUCAGCAUAUGGGAUGAGUGGCCAAGGUUACAGUGCUGUGGCCCUUUUCUCUGAAAUGCAAAACUCUGGUCUGACUCCAGAUUCUAUUUCAUUUGUCUCAGUUCUUUCGGCUUGUAGCCAUGCAGGAUUACUGGACCAGGGGUGGUAUUUCUUUAACUUGAUGACAGACCUGCAUAAGAUUCUUCCAAGGGUAGAACAUUUUGCUUGUAUGGUAGACCUACUUGGACGUUCUGGGCAAGUAGAGGAAGCCUAUAAUUUCAUCAGACAGAUGCCAAUAGAACCUACUGAGAGGAUAUGGGGAACUUUGUUGGGUGCCUGCUGGAUGCACUCUAACAUGAAUAUUGGGCUUCUUGCUGCUGAUCAUCUUUCUCAAUUAGCACCUGACCCAUCUGGUUAUUAUGUCUUGUUAUCAAACAUAUAUGCAAAGGCUGGUAGAUGGGAUGAUGUUACAACUGUUAGAUCAAUCAUGAAGAGCAAAGGGAUCAAGAAAAUGGCUGGUGCUAGCAAUACCGAGAUCAACAAUCAGGUUUAUACCUUUCUUGCUGGUGAUCAGUCACAUCCACAGUCCAAGGCAAUCUAUGAAAAAUUAGAUUUUCUACUGGGGAAGAUGAAAGAGGCAGGUUAUAUCCCUGAAACUCACUCUGCACUUCAUGAUGUGGAGGAGGAAGACAAGGAAUGCCAUCUGGCUGUUCACAGUGAGAAGUUGGCUAUUGUCUUUGCCAUUUUAAAUACUAAACGUGGGACACCUAUUAGAAUCACCAAGAAUCUUCGUAUAUGCGGGGACUGCCAUAUUGCUGUUAAGCUCAUUUCACAAAUUGCUGAACGUGAAAUCAUAGUCAGGGAUACUUAUCGGUUUCACCAUUUCCAGAAUGGUGUUUGCUCAUGUGGAGAUUACUGGUGACCAAUUUGGAAAAGUGCUCCUGAAUUUGCAAGAUACUGGACUAUAAGUAACAGAAAUCAGUUGUCCUUCAUUUAAAUCAGGUUUGGCAUGACUUGGUUGUAUGUUGGUCUUGACACUGCGACUGCCGAUGCCAUGAUUGUAUCAAGGGACUGAAUUUGGGACAAAGUGAACAUUGAUUAUCCUAAAUUGACAGCAUUACCAUAGUUGCUGAUCCUAGGUCUGGUCAGUAGCCAUACCUUGCUUUAGCAUAGGCCCCAAAAAUUUUAUAGAAUAGAUUCCUGUCUAAAUCUAUAAGAGUGUAAGACCAUUUUGAUCAUCUUUUAAGUGGCCUUCUCUCGUCAUAGCAAUUAAAGGGGAAUGGUCGGUUCAGUGUCCUGAAGCCUUCAUGAUUGAAAUAGGGUAUGGCUUAAUUGUGAGCUUUGACAUCAGGUUCAAAAUGCUGUUCAUCUUGAGAGGUAGGACUUAACAGCCAUAUCCUUGUGUCUUGAUGUACCGUGAUAGAAACUAAAUUUGCAUAUACCCAGUCAAGUGACCAUCUCCAUCAGGUUAGUUCAAACUGCACUCCACUUGUCACCUUUGGGCAUCCCAGGCAGAGCGAGGUUGGCAGGUUCAUGUUAGUCAUAUGUCUGGCUGGCAGAUGGGUGAAGACUGCAAGAAGAGUUACCACUGCUCUACCAGUACUGUAGCAAUAGAGCCGUAUAUUAGGGACUGUCAGAUGACCUGAAACUUGCAUGUCAUCGCAGGAAGUGGAACUUAAUGGUUGUUACCUUUAUGCUAAUUUGGCAAAUGAAUAUCUAGAACAUCAUUGAUUAUUUAUUGCAGGAACUGUCUGCGCUGUACUCCUAUCAAUCUAGAUUUUAUUUUAAUCAAGCAUUAGACCCGCGCUUAGCUGUGGAACAAUUUUUAUUUUUUAAAAUUAUAUUUUAAA
Molecule: messenger RNA, 3209 nt
Organism: Durio zibethinus
Lineage: Eukaryota; Viridiplantae; Streptophyta; Magnoliopsida; Malvales; Malvaceae
Product: Tetratricopeptide repeat (TPR)-like superfamily protein
Biological process (GO): RNA modification
Molecular function (GO): RNA binding; protein binding; zinc ion binding
Source: RefSeq, a predicted model, not a curated record